Molecule: messenger RNA, 780 nt
Organism: Hypanus sabinus (Atlantic stingray)
Lineage: Eukaryota; Metazoa; Chordata; Chondrichthyes; Myliobatiformes; Dasyatidae
Product: acyl carrier protein, mitochondrial-like
Exons: 5
Coding region: 12-533 (173 amino acids)
Biological process (GO): fatty acid biosynthetic process
Cellular component (GO): mitochondrion
Molecular function (GO): acyl binding; acyl carrier activity
Source: RefSeq, a predicted model, not a curated record
CCCGCGUGCGCAUGCGCGUCUUUUUUUUUAAACCAAGCGCCGCGGUGCACGCCGGAAUUCCGACCAAGAUGGCGUCGCGUGUGUUGUUUCGAUGUCUCCGCCGGUGGCCGCAACCUUGGAGUGGGCCAAGGGCAGGCCUGGUGUUCGGGAGCCAGCUCUCUGUUCUGGCCGGCAGAAACUGCCUUCACAGUUUCAGUCGGCAAGCUCCCACUGCAUCGAGCGCGGCUCAGAAGUGCAGUUUGUUCCAUCAGACAUGUCGCCAGUAUGGGGAUCUGCCACCCCUUUCACUGAACAGCAUCCAAGAUCGAGUACUGUAUGUGUUAAAAUUGUAUGACAAAAUUAACCCUGAUGAGCUUUUAGUAAGUUCCCAUUUUAUGAAAGAUUUGGGAUUAGACAGUUUGGAUCAAGUGGAGAUCAUUAUGGCCAUGGAAGAUGAGUUUGGAUUUGAGAUCCCUGAUGCAGAUGCAGAAAAGUUAAUGACGCCUCAAGAGAUUGUAACAUACAUUGCAGAUAAAAAAGACGUAUAUGAAUAAGAUUCGGUUUGACCCUGAAGAGUCAUAAUGGGGUUCUUGCUGUCGGAAUUGUGUGAAACACCCAGCAUCCUAGCAGUGCUUGAAGUACAACGUGCUGCUCUGGCUCUUGAUGUUCGUUCAGAGAGAUAUUUCCAAUGCUUCAACAUUUCCUGAAGUCAGAUAAAGAAUAAAUUACUAUUGAAGACUUGGGACUGGGCAUAUGUGAUCUGAUUAAUAAACAGCAACUAAUGAUACACUAAGUUCUAGA